AUGGAUUGGGGGGUUUAUUGGGUGUUUUUUAGGGGGGGGGGGGGGGGGGGGGGGGGGGGGGGGGGGGGGGGGGGGGGGGGGGGGGGGGGGGGGGGGGGGGGGGGGGGGGGGGGGUGGGGGGGGGGGGGGGGGGGGGGGGGGGGGGGGGGGGGGGGGGGGGGGGGGGGGGAGGAGGUUGGGGGAUGGGGGGGGGGAGGUUGGGUGGUGGGGCGGAGGUUUGGGUGGGGGGGGGGGGGGGGGGGGGGGGGGGGGAGGGAGGGUUGUUUUUUGAGGGAGAGCGAGGGUGGGUUUUUUGGUUGGUGGGAGGUUUUUGGGUGUUGGUGGGGGAGGGUUGGGUGA
Messenger RNA from Knipowitschia caucasica, 339 nucleotides. NCBI's taxonomy places the organism in Eukaryota, Metazoa, Chordata, Actinopteri, Gobiiformes, Gobiidae. The record is from the annotation of a GenBank genome assembly.